CCUAUAAAUAUAUAAAGCUCUUUAGUCAGAGUAAUAAUUAGUUUAGAGUUUAGGCUAUAGAAUCUAAACUCUUCAACUAAUUUACUUCGCCAAGAAAACAUUCUUUAUCUAAUUUUAAGUUUAAAAUAAAUAAGACAUUAUUUGAAUAGAUCUAAACAAUCUAAAGGAAUUAAGUAUUCUUAAAUUGUGAGGUAAAAUAGCUUUCUUGUUGCUGACUAAACAUAGACAUCUAGAUCUCUAGAUCUAGUUUUUAUUUGUUAAAAUGCGAAUUUUGACUUGGAACAUAAAUGGAAUACGAGCUUCAAAAGGCAAGUCUAACAUCAAGAACCUGUUAGACUCACUUGAUUCUGAUAUUAUAUGUCUACAGGAAACUAAAGUCACCAGAGACAUGCUGGAUGAACCAACUGCUAUUGCAGAUGGUUAUGAAUCAUACUUUGGCUACUCUAGAAAAAAAACAGGAUAUUCAGGUACUGCAAACUAUUGUAGGAAAAGAGCUGCUCCUACCAAAGCUGAGGAAGGUUUGAGUGGUCGACUGCCUAAUCACACUGACACUUCUGUUGGUUACUAUGGUGAUACAGACAAUUACUCAGAUGAUGUCCUUGAAGCUUUAGAUGCUGAAGGGCGUUGUGUUAUUACAUUACAUAGAAUACGAUUACCAAACAAGGAAGAGAAAGAGGUUGCUAUAAUUAAUGUUUAUGUUCCCCGUGCAGGUGAAAAGGAAGAGCGAAGAAUAUACAAGCUAAAAUUUCUCUCGCUGUUACAAAGUAGGGCGGAAGCAUUGCUGAGACAGAAAAUUCAUGUGAUGGUGGUUGGUGAUCUAAACUUGAUACAUAGAAAAAUUGACAACUGUGAAGCAGAUGAUGAUGAAGAUUUUCUCAGGAGAUCAAGCCGGAUCUGGAUGAAUGAGAUGUUAGUGAAUUCUGAGAGGGACCCGGACCUGCCAGCUAUUGAUGGCUACCUUAAAGAGAUUUCCCUGCCUGGUCUAGAAGGAGGACAUUUUUCUGACAUUUUUAGGCGGCUACAUCCAAACCAAGAAAAUGCAUAUACAAAUUGGUAUACUAACUGUGAUCACAGGAAAACUAAUUAUGGCAGGCGGCUUGAUUACAUUCUAAUCGACAAGGAUCUGGCGCAGUAUGCUACAAGCUGUGAGAUCAUGGCUGACGUUGAAAGCUCUGACCAUUGUCCAGUGAGAGUGACCUUGAACUGUGAUCCUUUACCUUCCAGCAUCUGUCCUCAACAUUGUUCAAAAUUUCUGCCAGAGUUUAAAGGUCAGCAGCAGAAGUUGUCCUUAUUUUUUACAAAGAAAGAGAAGCUAGAUCCUAAAACAGAGAUUGUCUUAGAUUCAUCCCCUGAUCUUUCUCCAGCUUCAAGCCAGGAAUGUUGUUCUCAGUCUAACUCCCAACCUUCACUAUUAAAACCAGGAUCAAAUUUAUCCUUUAGUCAAUCUAAAGAAGUAAACCAAAAAAGUAAUUCCUUAAAAAGGCAGAAUCCCAACAAAAACACAAUAUCAAAAAAACAAAAAACUAAAAGUGAAACAGAUUCUAAACAGGUUAGUUUGACUUCAUUUUUUGGAAAACCAACCACCACCAAUGGGUACAAAAAAGAUGCUGACUUAAGUGAUAAUCUUCUGAACAAAGCCAAUACAGAUACUGGAGCCAACUCCAGUUGUGUCACUGAAAAUUCUACAAAAGUUAAAAAAUCAGUAUCUUUACCAUCCCAAAUAUCUUUAGAUCCAGCUAAAUCAGCUGCUUCAACAACCAGCUCAACAAAUGCCUGGAAAUCUUUACUGACUGGGCCUGCCCCACCCCCACUGUGUCCCGGCCAUAAUGAGCCAUGUGUCCUGAAAACAGUCACGAAAAAAGGGCCAAACAAGAAUAAACAGUUUUAUGUUUGUUGUCGACCAGAUGGUGCACCUGGCAACCCAGAGUUCAGAUGCAAUUACUUCCGCUGGUUGAGUGACAAGAACAAGAAAAAGAGCUGAGCAAUACCUGGGGUUUUUGAAAAAUAUUUUUUCCAGAAUAUUUUUACAUUAGACCUAUUCAAUACUUUUUUUUUUGUUAACAGCAUAAUGUUUGCAGGGCAAUCAUCCAAUAAAUCCAGACCAGUUUUACCUAUUGAAGUUGUAUUUUUCUAUUUUAUGUGACUGAGGAUUCAGUAGUACAUAGAACAAUAAGUUCAUGAUUUUUAAACAUUUAUUAAUUUUUAUGAAAUUAAUUUGUUGAUGUAAUGCAAUGAGUCAUACAAUAGUAUAAGCAAAUGUUGAUUUAUGAGCAGU
Messenger RNA from Physella acuta, 2275 nucleotides. RefSeq names its product DNA-(apurinic or apyrimidinic site) endonuclease 2. Gene Ontology annotation, cellular component: nucleus. The record is from RefSeq and is a predicted model, not a curated record. Gene Ontology annotation, biological process: base-excision repair. Gene Ontology annotation, molecular function: double-stranded DNA 3'-5' DNA exonuclease activity; zinc ion binding; phosphoric diester hydrolase activity. NCBI's taxonomy places the organism in Eukaryota, Metazoa, Mollusca, Gastropoda, Physidae.